AUGCACACCCCUUCCCCAUCUGGAGGUCCCCAGCACUCGUACCUCUGCUCCGGACACUCGCUAGCUCCCAUAGCCGUGCUGGAGCACCACGGGGCUGCCUUGUGCCGCCUCCAGCUGGAGGCUGAGGGGGAGCAGAUGUCGGCCGCCUGCAGCAGCCGGCAGGAUCUGCACGUGUCUCCCCCCGGCCCAGGGUCUGUCGCGUUCCUGGGGCUGUACCUCGCGUUCGGCUAUGGCGCAGCGCUGCUCUGCAACCUCAUUGGCUUUGUCUACCCUGCAUAUGUCUCCAUCAAAGCCAUUGAGAGCUCCAACAAGGAGGAUGACACCACGUGGCUCACAUACUGGGUGGUGUACGGCGUCUUCAGCAUAGCCGAGUUCUUCUCUGACACCUUCCUCUACUGGUUCCCAUUCUACUACGCUGGGAAGUGCCUAUUCCUGGUGUGGUGCAUGGCCCCCGUGUCCUGGAACGGGUCGCAGGUGCUGUACCAGAACGUCAUCCGGCCCUGCUUCCUCAAACACCACCAGGCUGUGGACAACGUGCUCGGCAACCUCAGCACCAGAGCCCUGGACGCGGCUUCCAUCGUCACCCGAGAAGGUAACGUGGGUCCCUUGCCUCCUGCUCCCGGCCCUCACCGUCCGGCUCUGUGUCCGGGGCUGGACAGAGCGGGGCGUUCGCCCUGA
This is a messenger RNA of Struthio camelus australis, 678 nucleotides long. Lineage: Eukaryota; Metazoa; Chordata; Aves; Struthioniformes; Struthionidae. The record is from RefSeq and is a predicted model, not a curated record.